AUGUCGACCAGCCUGUCGUCAGAGGUCGCAACGCUGACAGCCUUUAUCAAACCCCUCACAAACCCACAACUGAAAGAUUUGUUGAGGUAUGAGGGCCUUCAGGUAUCCGGCUUGAAGGCAACCCUCCAGUUCCGCAUUAUUCAACGAAUCCAAUCACUCGCGGAAUCUGACCCUGUCAGUUUCGAUGCUCUCGCCAGGCGCAUCCGUGCUACUGCUUUCCCAAAUACUGUGCCAUAUCAAUCACCCACUAGACCACAAUACCAGCCAUCGCCUGUUUCUCAAUCCCCUGCACAGGCUCGAUCUGCACCGCUUGGGGUUUCCAUGUCACCUCACCCAUACUCUGGUCCGAGUGCUCCUCUCAUGAAACCCCCUGUGGCUGCUCAUAAAUCUCCAGGUCCUUUGAUUUUCAAAGAAAGUCCAUUUUACACAAUCCUUGAGCCGUUGACCCCAAUCGUGGAGUGUAAAGUUCGCGAACAAACACGGGACAGUGUUGAACUGAAGGUCAUGUUAUCCCAGCAAGUUGCCUAUAAGCUGCAAACCGACUCAAAUCUUCGAGUGAUGGUUUAUUGCGCCGGUGAUUCAGGCCUCACACAAUACACCAAGUCGGACGUCGCAUUCCCACACCAGGUGGAACUUAAAGUAAAUCUCGAUGAAGUCAAAGCCAAUCUCAGAGGUCUGAAAAAUAGACCGGGGACUACACAGCCUGCAGAUGUAACCAACUGGAUUCGCAAAAAGCCCAACUACCCAAACAAUAUCGUCAUGACUUAUGCAUUGACACAAAAGAAAUUCUUCGCGCUUGCCAACCUCGUGAAGCAGCAUCCGACUGAUGAUCUUGUCUCGCAAUUGAAGACACGGAAACUCAUCUCGAAGGAACAAGUCUUACGUGAAAUGCAAAACCGCGCAAAUGACUCGGACAUUGUCGCGACAUCAAGCGUCAUGUCACUUAAAUGCCCUCUAUCUACCCUGCGCAUCCAGGUGCCUUGCCGCUCUAUCGUUUGCACACACAACCAAUGCUUCGAUGCAUCUUCAUUUCUUGAAUUACAAAAGCAAGCUCCAACUUGGACCUGCCCUGUGUGUUCCAAAGCGACUAGCUUCGAAUCUCUCCAAGUCGACCAGUACGUUGAUGACAUUCUACAGUCAACGUCACCUGACAUUGACCAAGUCACCGUUGAACCCGACGGCGUAUGGUCAAGCCGCACUGAUUCCGACGCGACAAAAUUGGGAGGGAUGACUCCCGCAUCUGAUGACGACGACGACUUGAUUGAGAUCAGCGAACCUGGGAUGCCCGUUGUCAAACAGGAACCGGGACCCACGAAUAUCGCCCUGGAGCGAACACCUGCGCAGUCACAGUCACGAGAGGCAUCAACCCCAUCCUCUGCGAUGCGCAUGUCCAGCAAAAAGCGACCCAUUGCUCAGGUCAUCGACCUUACUGAGAGCGGUGAUGAAGAUGAAGAGUCCCCCGUUCCACCCCCUAAAAGGCCAGUUUCAAGUCUGCCAUCCCGGGCUUUUUCUCGUCAGGACUACCAUAUCCCACCUGCCAGCAGCCCUUUGAAUGGCGGGUCGUACCCACCGUGA
Penicillium mononematosum is the source of this 1575-nucleotide messenger RNA. RefSeq names its product transcriptional regulator family: Zinc finger MIZ-type. Lineage: Eukaryota; Fungi; Ascomycota; Eurotiomycetes; Eurotiales; Aspergillaceae. The record is from RefSeq and is a predicted model, not a curated record. Gene Ontology annotation, biological process: protein sumoylation. Gene Ontology annotation, molecular function: zinc ion binding; SUMO ligase activity. The coding region runs from base 1 to 1575 and encodes 524 amino acids. The transcript is spliced from 6 exons.